Messenger RNA from Quercus lobata, 1917 nucleotides. RefSeq names its product DEAD-box ATP-dependent RNA helicase 15-like. The transcript has 12 exons. NCBI's taxonomy places the organism in Eukaryota, Viridiplantae, Streptophyta, Magnoliopsida, Fagales, Fagaceae. The record is from RefSeq and is a predicted model, not a curated record. The coding region runs from base 590 to 1624 and encodes 344 amino acids. Gene Ontology annotation, molecular function: ATP binding; nucleic acid binding; RNA helicase activity.
CUUUCUCCUUCUCCUCUCUCGAACCCUAGACCUAGAUCCAGGGUCUCUUUCUCUUACAAAAAGUUUUCUCAAUUUAUUUUUUUAAAAUUUAUUAUUAUUAUUUUGGUUUAAUUUCACAGAAUUCUCAGUCGCUCCUCCAUUCUCAAUAUUCUCCAAAACCCUAAACUAAAAACCCUCUUAUCUCUCUCUCUGUGCUAAAAAGGAAGAAGAUGGGUGAAGUGAAGGACAACGAGUACGAGGAAGAGCUAGUGGACUUCGAAGACGAUGACCCUAAAGCCCUCGACUCCGCCUCUGCCAAACCUGUUUCUGAUUCUGCCAAGAGGGGCUAUGUUGGGAUUCACAGUUCUGGAUUCAGAGACUUCCUGUUGAAACCAGAGCUUCUUCGAGCUAUUGUGGAUUCGGGAUUUGAACAUCCAUCAGAAGGUAAUUACUACUUCCAUAUUCAUGAUUUGGGCCAGAAAACUGGUUUGAUAGCCUUUCCAUUAAAAGGAUCUGGAAGGUCAUUUAUACUUACUGAGGAUUCGUCUCCUACAAUUUUCUUUGGUCUUCAUUAGUGCAACAUGAGUGCAUACCACAAGCUAUAUUAGGAAUGGAUGUCAUCUGUCAAGCGAAAUCUGGGAUGGGGAAAACUGCUGUCUUUGUUCUAUCCAGUCUUCAGCAGAUUGAACCUGUUGCUGGUCAAGUUGCUGCUCUUGUUCUUUGCCACACAAGAGAACUAGCUUAUCAGAUCUGUCAUGAAUUUGAGAGGUUCAGUACCUAUUUGCCUGAUAUAAGGGUUGCUGUCUUCUAUGGUGGUGUCAAUAUCAGGAUUCACAAGGAUAUGCUGAAAAAUGAAUGUCCUCAUAUUGUUGUUGGAACACCUGGAAGAAUAUUGGCUCUGGCAAGGGAUAAAGAUCUUGGAUUGAAGAAUGUGAGGCAUUUUAUUCUUGAUGAGUGUGAUAAGAUGCUAGAAUCACUGGACAUGAGGAGAGAUGUGCAGGAGAUCUUCAAGAUGACUCCUCAUGACAAGCAAGUUAUGAUGUUUUCAGCAACUCUCAGUAAAGAGAUCCGCCCUGUUUGCAAAAAAUUCAUGCAAGAGCCAAUGGAAAUUUAUGUUGAUGAUGAGACCAAGUUGACUCUUCACGGUCUUGUACAGCACUACAUUUUAUUGAAGGAGGCAGAGAAAAACCGCAAAUUGAAUGAUCUUCUUGACGCAUUGGACUUCAAUCAGGUUGUCAUUUUUGUUAAGAGUGUGACCAGAGCUGCUGAGCUGAACAAGUUACUUACCGAGUGUAACUUCCCCUCUAUCUGUAUCCAUUCAGGAAUGGCACAGGAGGAGAGGUUGAAACGUUAUAAGAAUUUCAAGGAGGGACAAUCAAGAAUUCUUGUGGCAACAGAUUUGGUAGGAAGGGGGAUUGAUAUAGAGCGUGUUAACAUAGUCAUCAACUAUGAUAUGCCAGAUUCUGCCGAUACAUACCUGCACAGGGUGGGCAGGGCUGGUAGAUUUGGGACUAAGGGGCUUGCAAUUACAUUUGUCUCAUCUGCAUCUGACUCCGAUGUUCUUAAUCAGGUUCAGUCAAGGUUCGAGGUGGACAUAAAGGAGCUUCCUGAGCAAAUUGAUACUUCAACUUACAUGCCAUCAUGAUGGGUUGGUUUUUCGGUCAAGAGCGGACCAAUCUGCAAUUAAAUUAGAGGAUGAUAUUAGCGGGCAGUUGUGUUUUAGUCAUAAUGUAGAAUAUUCAUAUUCAGCAGAGGAUUACAUUUCUUUUUGAGGAUUAUACUUUCUUCCUUUGUUUUGGAGCAUGUAAUUCUGAGCCUAGCUAAAUUGCCUGUAUGAUGUUAUGCUAUCAGUACUAAUUUCCUAGAUGUACGGUAUUGAUUUUGAUUUUUUGUUAUUUUUAGUCCUCAAGUAAUGCUAUUGGUACUAACUAUUAAAUA